AUGGUUCUAGGAACAUAUAGUAACUCAGAGUCUCUAGAUGAAAUAAAGAUGGAGUAUGAGCUGGGAGAGCAGACAGAGCAUCGCCUCAAGGAAAUGGGCGCCCGCUGUGUGGGGGAAACCUUAGACGCAGAGUACUACUACGAUACUGACAGCUUCCAACUGGCUUCUACACAGACCCUGUUGAAUCAGCAUAACGGCCAAUGGGGACUGAUCCUGGAAGAAGAACAGGAGCUUAAUCAUGCUCAGUCAUACGACACCAAAAAGUAGGAAGCUGGACAUUCUAAAGAAAAGAAAAUCAAAAUACUCAACUCAUCACAUGAAGAAAAAUCAGAAACAGGUGCUGCCUUUGGAGAAACAUCUAACAAUGAGUGUCCUGAGAAGGUCUUAGAUACAUCUCUGACAUACACAGAACUGAGUGACCCAUGCUCCAUCAUGCUGCAUCUCUCAAAGUGUCUCAAGCUCCCUCUGACCCACACUGAAAUGAAAAGUAUGACCAUGAAGAACUUCUUGAACUUGGCCCGGAUGCAGGACCAGCAAAGUGAAGUGCUGUCUCUGCCUGGUGGCGGAGAGAACUACUGAAUUCCCACUGAAACUGCUUCUGCAUUUUUGAUGAUGAAUGCUGAUGUGCUGAGCAUAAGCAGUGAGCUGGAAAAGAUGGAUCAGCUGUGUAAAGAACUAGGUCUAAAACCAAAGGCAAGCUCAGAUAAACAAUUGACCUAUCGACGGAAACUGUAA
This is a messenger RNA of Cyprinus carpio (common carp), 735 nucleotides long. RefSeq lists its product as uncharacterized. Gene Ontology annotation, biological process: dephosphorylation; thiamine diphosphate metabolic process. Gene Ontology annotation, molecular function: thiamine triphosphate phosphatase activity; magnesium ion binding. Lineage: Eukaryota; Metazoa; Chordata; Actinopteri; Cypriniformes; Cyprinidae. The record is from RefSeq and is a predicted model, not a curated record.